Molecule: messenger RNA, 1402 nt
Organism: Penaeus indicus
Lineage: Eukaryota; Metazoa; Arthropoda; Malacostraca; Decapoda; Penaeidae
Exons: 3
Coding region: 62-1402 (446 amino acids)
Cellular component (GO): extracellular region
Molecular function (GO): chitin binding
Source: RefSeq, a predicted model, not a curated record
CGUCUCUGGAAAUAUUCUCAAACUUUUGCUCGUCUUCCAGAUUUUGUUCUGAGGAGUAACCAUGAGAAUAGCCAUCUUGUUCGGUCUGGUGGCCAUUGCAUCGGCCGAGGUAUUGCCAUCCACUUCCUAUGGAGCCCCGGACGGAGGAUUCUCAAACGGUUUUGGAGCUCUCAACGGAGCCUCAAACAACGGUUUUGGUGCCCCAAGUAAUGGUUACUCUGCACCAAGCAACACCUAUGGCACACCCAACGGCGCCUACGGAGUAGACCCUGAGAUUGCCGCUUUGGCCGAGAACAUUCCCGGGGGCGGCGUCCCCGGCGAGGACUACCCCAUCUUGGCUUCCGUGCCCGACACCGGGUUCUCGUGCGAUGCCGUAGCGGUGCAAGGUUAUUACGCCGAUACUGCAGCUGAAGCCGGCUGCCAGGUGUUCCAUAUCUGCCAGGACCGCGCCCUCAGGCGCCAACAGGACUCGUUCCUGUGCCCCAACGGUACCAUCUUCAACCAGCAGUACCUGGUAUGUGACUGGUGGUUCAACGUGGACUGUUCUCAAGCUGAGAGCUUCUACUCCGUCAACGAACUCAUCGGAGUCGUUCCCGACGCCGGUUAUGCCUAUGCUGCCGCCACCAACGGCAUCCUCAACGGAAACGGAAACGGAUAUGGAGCCAACGGCAACGGAGCCAACGGAAACGGAAGGAACGGAGCUAAUGGAUACGCUUCCAAUGGCAACGGAAAGAAUGGCAAUGGAGCCACCAAUGGAAACGGAUAUCGCUCAAAUGGCAACGGCGUCAGUGCUAAUGGCAACGGCAACGGAGUCUCCAAUGGCAAUGGCAGGAACGGCUAUGCUGCUAAUGGCAAUGGAGCGAACGGUGCCAAUGGAAAUGGUCUCAACGGCAAUGGGUAUGGAAGAAGCUCACUCAAUGGCAAUGGAAACGGAUAUAACGGCAAUGGUGCAAAUGGUAAUGGCAACGGCAAUGGUGUUAACGGCAACGGAAACGGAUACAACGGCAAUGGAAGAAGUGCCCUGAAUGGCAAUGGAAACGGGUACAAUGGUAAUGGAAAUGGACACAAUGGCAAUGGUGCAAAUGGCAACGGAAACGGAUACAAUGGUAAUGGUGCAAAUGGCAAUGGCGCUAAUGGCAACGGAAACGGAUACAAUGGCAAUGGUGCAAAUGGCAACGGCAAUGGCGCUAAUGGCAACGGAAACGGAUACAAUAGCAAUGGUGCAAAUGGCAACGGAAACGGAUACAAUGGCAACGGAAACGGAUACAAUGGCAAUGGUCUCAACGGCAAUGGAAGAAGCGGUCUGAAUGGCAACGGCAAUGGCAACGGCGCCUCACCCUUGCCCCCCAGCACCAACGGCGUCGCCAGCGCCCCCUCGGCCUCCUACGGCGCCCCCCUCUGA